GAAAUGAAAUGUUACAAAUUGAGUUCGACUUGGGGGCAGGGCUAACUUCCGAACUCCGAACGGCACCGCCAUGGGAAGCAGAAGAAAAGCUAUUCUCGAGUUCUCUCACUGCGCAAACAUCCUUCUAUCUCCAACGAAACGCUCUAUUUUCCCCAACUCCACACUCUCCACAAACGCAUUUUUAGCUUCUCAAUUUUGUUCUUCUACCUUUUCCAGAUCCUCCACCGAUGGCACUCCCGUGGAAAAUGAGCAGCCGCGGCAAUCGAACAGAGAUUCGACGCUUCUUGAAAAGUUCAGGCUCAGAAAACUCAAAGGCUUGUCGAAAAUCUCGCAAGAUUCACCGAGUUCUAACGGAGGUGAGAAGGCGAUGACAGGUUUCAGGGACUUAGGGCUUUGCAAUGAAUUGGGCGAGGCUGUAGAAAAAAUGGGAGUUUUGGCUCCUUCCGAGUUGGAUUGUGCAGGGAUUCCAGCUGUUUUGGAAGGAAAGAAUGUGGUGUUUGGAUAUCUUGAUGAACCCGAAAGGGCUUUGGCUUACUUGCUGCCUCUCAUACAGAAUCUAAAAAGGGAUGAAAAAAGGUAUGGAACAAGGUCCAAGCAUCCUCGAGCGUUUGUUAUGUGCCCAACUGCGCAGCUAUCUGAAGAGUUGUUUUGUAUGGCCAAAUACUUCAGCAAUUACAGGCAGCUCAAAACUCCAAGGGAUAAUGGUUGUGGUGAAUUAGAGCUUCAGAAAAGUGCAUCCGAUGUCUCAAUCGGUUUGUUAAUUGGCACCCCUGAUGAAAUCUCCGAACUCAUUGAGGAUGGUAGUGUGGUUCUUGACGAAAUCAAUUACUUGGUAUUUGAUGAGUUGGAUUCAAUGUUCGAUCUUGGUUUUGGCCCCAACAUUAAAAAGAUUUUAACUUCAGUAAGGAACUGCAAUAAAAAGUGUCAAUCCAUUGUGGUUACUUCGACAUUGAUAAAGAUGAUGCAUGAACAACGUUCAUCCCUUGUCAAGUCUCUUAGGUGUGGUGAUGCGGGAGAGAUUGCUGCUAUGGUUCUAGAAAUUGAGGAAGAAGAGGCAUUCCAUCUUAUGGAAUCUCCAGAUGCUCUGAAAUCUAAACUUGCUGAUGUGGUCGAGUCACUUCGUCCAUCUACACAGGAAACUUAAAAUUUGAUAAAUACUUGUUUUGGACGAUUGCAAAUAACUUUUUAACGUCAUCAUAUCUACGUUUACAAUCAUCAGCCGGUUCUUUCUUAAGAUUAUGUCAAAUGAACAGCUGUUUUCAUGGGUUGGUGAUACAAUUAUCAUUUUCA
This is a messenger RNA of Cucumis sativus (cucumber), 1290 nucleotides long. Its product is annotated as DEAD-box ATP-dependent RNA helicase 39. The coding region runs from base 71 to 1144 and encodes 357 amino acids. The transcript has 5 exons. The record is from RefSeq and is a predicted model, not a curated record. NCBI's taxonomy places the organism in Eukaryota, Viridiplantae, Streptophyta, Magnoliopsida, Cucurbitales, Cucurbitaceae. Gene Ontology annotation, molecular function: ATP binding; RNA binding.